AUGGAGUACAACAUGGGCUGGCUCGUCCAGGCCGAGGCGCCGCCUGGCGCCCUCCUCCGCAAGUUCAAGCAGGUCGUCUCGGCGGGGCAGGCCAAACCAGAGGACGUGGCGUUUUACUUCACGCACUGGUUCACCGACCUCGCCGGUGCCGAGCCCCACCCACAGGACGGCCCCGCCAUUUCGCCGAUGGCCGACGGAGUGUACGGCAGGCCUCCGGGGCCUUCUGUGGACCUUUGA
This is a messenger RNA of Prorocentrum cordatum, 237 nucleotides long. The record is from the annotation of a GenBank genome assembly. Lineage: Eukaryota; Dinophyceae; Prorocentrales; Prorocentraceae.